GCUCAGAAAGGCCCGUUGCUUCUCUCCCGCCACACUCUCUACCCAAGAAUGCAGAUUCUCUCAGCUCCAUCGUCCCGCUAUCUCCCCUUUGAAAUCUCGAAGCCGCAAUCGAAGCAGCCAGGAAUUUCCUCACCGGAGAAGUGGCUUCAGAUAUCGGUAACGAAUCCUUCCUCGUCGCUAUUUCCUGCUCCGAGAAGCAGCAGCAGCAGCUCUCACAAGACGUCCUGCUGCUUUACAACGAGAGCUGCUUCUACUGAAGUUGGUGCUUCCGAGACAUCGGCUGAAUCGAGAUCAUCCGCCGAGAGCGACGUGCUGAAGGCCUUGUCUCAGAUCAUCGAUCCUGAUUUCGGAACGGACAUUGUGACUUGUGGAUUCGUCAAAGACCUAGAGAUAGAUGAAGCUCAAGGAAAGGUUUCGUUUAGGUUGGAGCUCACUACCCCGGCAUGUCCAAUCAAGGACUUGUUUGAGAAGCAGGCAAAUGAGGUGGUCGCGGGGCUUCCAUGGGUGAAGAAUGUUAGUGUGACGAUGUCAGCACAGCCAGCUAAACCUAUGUACGGGGCGAUGCUUCCUCCUGGAUUACAGACCAUUUCGAAUAUCAUUGCAGUUUCAAGUUGCAAGGGAGGUGUUGGGAAAUCGACUGUUGCUGUGAAUCUUGCGUAUACUUUGGCCGGUAUGGGUGCUAGGGUAGGGAUAUUUGAUGCUGAUGUGUAUGGUCCAAGUUUACCAACAAUGGUCUCUCCUGAGAACCGGUUGCUGGAGAUGAAUCCAGAGAAGAAAAGUAUUAUACCUACUGAAUACUUGGGGGUGAAGUUGGUUUCGUUUGGAUUUGCUGGACAAGGUCGCGCGAUAAUGAGGGGUCCCAUGGUUUCGGGAGUUAUAGACCAACUUCUCACGACUACAGAGUGGGGAGAGCUGGAUUACCUUAUCAUCGACAUGCCACCUGGAACUGGUGAUAUACAGCUUACAUUGUGCCAGGUUGUCCCAUUGACUGCUGCUGUCAUUGUGACCACCCCUCAGAAGCUUGCGUUCAUCGAUGUUGCCAAAGGCGUUCGGAUGUUUUCAAAGCUUAAGGUACCAUGCGUUGCUGUUGUGGAGAACAUGUGCCACUUUGAUGCUGAUGGAGAACGGUAUUACCCCUUUGGCAGAGGAUCAGGCUCUCAGGCAUGUAUACUUAUCAAACAAUUCUAUGCUUCCCAGUUUAAGGUUGUUCAGCAAUUUGGGAUCCCUCAUCUGUUUGAUCUUCCGAUCAGGCCAACUCUAUCCGCCUCUGGGGAUAGUGGGAUACCUGAAGUGGUUGCUGAUCCUCUAGGUGAAGUUGCAAAGACGUUCCAGGAACUUGGAGUUUGCCUCGUGCAACAAUGUGCUAAAAUACGCCAACAGGUUUCAACUGCUGUCACUUAUGAUAAAUCAAUAAACGCAAUCAAAGUGAAGGUGCCUGAUUCAGACGAGGAGUUUCUCCUUCAUCCUGCAACAGUAAGGCGAAACGAUCGUUCUGCACAAAGCGUGGACGAAUGGACUGGGGAGCAGAAGCUGCAAUACACCGACAUCCCAGAAGACGUCGAACCUGAAGACAUUCGGCCAAUGGGAAACUAUGCAGUGCAAAUAACAUGGCCCGAUGGAUUCAGCCAGAUUGCUCCAUACGAUCAAUUGCAAACGAUGGAAAGGCUGGUUGGUGUUGUUCCUGUCAGUGUAAGCAGCUAAACUAGACACCUCUCUUCAUUCCCAUCAACUCUCUUGCAAGCUUUGUCAAACAUGAUGGUGAUAGGAGUGAGAAAGUUGCCAUUAGCACAGGCCAGUCUACCACAGAAUAGAGAGAGAGAGAGAGAGAGAGAGUAGAAUAUACAGCUGCUGGUUUGUAUAGUGGGAAAAUUCUACGUACAUUUUGGUCCAAGAAAGCUCCUGAAUAUAUACAAUACGCGCAAAAAUCUGAUUACGUAGCAGACUUGUGUAUAGUGACAUCUCAUUUCUAAGCAGUCUUUAUAAUUUUGUCUCGUCGGAGUCGACGUCGGCGGUCAUUUCAACUUCUGUAGAGUGGGAUCAAAGUCUGAACACAGUAGAACUAGAAGCAUAUGCAUGCACAGCGCGCAGCCGCUGCUGUUUGACUUUUUUCGGGUCGGGUCGGGUUCAUCGGACCCGUCCUCUAGACGCUCUGGAUUAGAUACGUGACCAAAUUGGGACUGUGUGCGAGUGUGACCAAGAGAUGGUACCACUUCCAACUUGUCGGCUGCCGGCUGGCCCCCCCAAUAGUCUAGCCAAGUAUGCUUGUUUGUCUCUUCUCAACCCGGUUUGAAAAGCGAUAACGUUACAUAUUGUAUACGAUAAUAUAAGGUCAGAACUAGAGAAAGUCGCGAAUUUUCUCUAAGAAAUUUAGUGUAUUCGAAC
Molecule: messenger RNA, 2382 nt
Organism: Linum tenue
Lineage: Eukaryota; Viridiplantae; Streptophyta; Magnoliopsida; Malpighiales; Linaceae
Source: the annotation of a GenBank genome assembly